AUGCUCAGCGCAGGCAUGGCGAAGCAAGCAGUGCUAGCUCUGUGCCUGGCGGCGCUGGUGUUGACAGCGAGCGCCGACGACCCGUUCAAUUCGUCGAACAACAAGCCGGUGAACGCGGAGAAGGAGAAGGCGGAGGGCCCUUACGGGACCGUCUCAGAUGUGAGCCCUGCCAUCGUGAAGCAAGCUACGGCGGGCGACGCGACGGGUGUUACCGUGGUGUCGACGGCAACCGACUCGAUGCUGUUCGCGGACGCUAAGACGGCCGGGUGGAACAAGAUGGAGUGCCACGCGGAGCUGAAGCCUCACGCCGGCGCGUGCACGCCCGCCAACUGCAGCAAGGGCGGCAUUCCCGCCAAGUGGAAGACGUCGAACCUGCUCAAGAACAAGAUCGGUGUGGAGGUGUACGUGAAGGGUAACCCGCUGACGGUUAAGAAGGCGUCCCCUCAGACGUGCUGCAACACGUGCGCGUCGACCAAGGGGUGCACGUACUGGCAGUACAUUCCCGACAUCACGCUCGACAAAAAGAAGACCGACGGCGCGUGCUUUAUGGUGAAGGACGAUAUCGACUACACGUGCGGCGAGAUCAUCGCGCAAUACGCGACGGAGACGAAGCCCCUCCACCUGCAGGUGCGCACGGGCGGCGAGUGCAAUACGGCGUCGGAGAUCGUCAACGACCCGCAUCUGGUGGGCGCGUACGGCACGCACUUCGACUUCAACGGCCGCCCCGACGCCGCAUUCUGCCUGCUGACGGACCGCGAGCUGCACGUGAACAUGCUGCUGCGCGGGUACUACAGCGACGACACUGAGAACGCGGCGCUGGUUGUGGACGGCAAGGCCGUGCACACGUGGAUCAAGGAGCUGGGCAUCGUGUGGCUCGCCGACGGCGUGGAUCACAAGAUCCGGCUCGCGGCGCGCAGCGGCAAGCAGCAGGAGCGCGGGUCGGGGUUCAUGAAGGCGAUCGAGAUCGACGGCGAGGCGAUUCCGCGCAUGCGCGUGGGCGACGUGGUGACGUCAGUGGGCGGGCUGACGCUGACGUUCAAGGCGCUGGAGAAGGAGGGCCCGUAUGACGUGGACUACUACACGCUGGACAUCGAGGGGCUGGUGACGCUCGACAUGCGGCUGCGCGUGGCGAACCCGAAGCUGCAGACGCCGACCGAGGCGGAGGCGCACAUCAACGUGGGCAUUGUGGAGCUGUCGCACACGGACGAGAUCCAUGGCAUGCUGGGCCAGACGUACCGCGAGGACCACGCGCAGAGGGCCGCGGACUUCCAGAAGAUGAUCGCGUCGCUGCACCGCCCCAUCUCCGCCGACGGCGCUGAGGGCGAGGGCUUCCUCGACGGCAACUCGCGGUCGUAUGAGACGAGCUCCGUCCUCGCUGUUGACUGCUCCCACACCACUUACCGCCACGCCAAGAAGCUCAGCCCUGUUGAGUACCCAGUUGACCCAAGCCUUCAAGCGGCAUGCCGCGACGAACAAGCACCAGUUGGCCAUCAAUCACCAGAAGCAGAUGCUAGCUCAGGCUGGGAUGCGCGGCUGUCGGACCUCAUGUGCAUGGCAUUGCUGCCGUACGAGCCCGACUGGGCGGAGGUGGUGAAGAUCUGGAGGGCGUACAAGAAGCGCAAGCCCAUCACAACAGUGGCAGCACCAAAGAAGCAACCUAGUGCUAAGGAGAAAGAGAAGGUGGACGAGGAUGAUUCUGGUGGUGCUGGCUCUGGGUGGGGGACAGAGACCCCCGUGCACAGGCACGGUUCUAUGAGCGAUGGUGGUGGUAGUGACGAAGAUGAAGACAUGUGUGUGAUGUGA
This is a messenger RNA of Closterium sp. Naga37s-1, 1803 nucleotides long. NCBI's taxonomy places the organism in Eukaryota, Viridiplantae, Streptophyta, Zygnematophyceae, Desmidiales, Closteriaceae. The record is from the annotation of a GenBank genome assembly.